Mauremys reevesii (Reeves's turtle) is the source of this 1067-nucleotide messenger RNA. RefSeq names its product ly6/PLAUR domain-containing protein 2-like. Bases 99 to 476 code for a protein of 125 amino acids. NCBI's taxonomy places the organism in Eukaryota, Metazoa, Chordata, Testudines, Geoemydidae. Gene Ontology annotation, molecular function: acetylcholine receptor inhibitor activity. The transcript has 3 exons. The record is from RefSeq and is a predicted model, not a curated record.
UCAGAACCAGCGGAGGCCAGGAAAUCACCUGCAGAGGGGAAGAGUAGAACAAGCAGCUCUUGCUCUUCCUGGCCGUCCAGGCUGAGGGUCUGCUCAGGAUGAAGGUGCUUCUGGCCGUACUGCUGGCUGGCCUUGUGUGCGUGGAGCUAGCCCAGUCCUUGCGAUGCUACACCUGCAAAGAACCGACAGAUCUCGCUGCAUGCACCUCGGUCAGCAACUGCUCUGAGAACGACACCGCGUGCAGGACAACUGUGCAUUCUGUAGACUCUGGUUACCCCUUUUUCGGGAACAUCACCGUCUCCAAAUCCUGUGCUAAGACGUGCACACCCUCCGACCCGGAUGGAAUCGGGGAGUCCCACCCCGACUCGUGCUGUCACACCGACCUGUGCAAUACCGGCGGCGUGCCAGGGCUGACAGCCGAUGCCAUGGCAAUCACAGCUGCCGCUCUCUGGACCCUCCUGAGGGUCAUGCUGUAGCGCAGCGGGGUCUCAGGCAGAAGUCCUCCUGGCCAAGCUGCCCAGCGCGUGGAACCGUUAGACACUUGAGGGAGAUAUUUCUCCAGUUAACUGUGGCUUCUUCGAUCGAUGCCGGGAAUUUAAUGGACCAAUGGAGAUCAAACCCACCCAGCUUUGAAAUCCUGGGCAGUGCUCUGCUCCCAGCUGCUAAUCAAGGGGACAUGUUGCUUCAGCAUUGACUACAUCCUGCCGCUGCACCCCUCCAGGGAUGGGGACAUGGAAGAGACGUGGCCGUUCUGCAUAGCAGGAGUUGUCAGGCGACAGGGACUGUGGGGGGGUGGGCACUGUUCUGUGCAGGGGAGUGGGGCAAGAACAGGACAGGGCCAUGGCAGGCAGGUCAAAGAACUACCCAAACUCAACCCUCAGCUAAAGCCUGUUUUCUUGUGCAGGGGAUCCAGCAUUUAACCCCAAUCCUGCCACAUUUGAUUCCUUCCUCGCAGCUCCCAAGCACUGCAGUCACCCAUCUUCCUGUCCCUAAAUAGCUUAACGUAGCGAUUCCCUGUUCUCUGGGGGCGUCAAUUUCCACUUCCCAUUUUCUCAGCACGCUUUUAU